AUGAACACGUUUGUCAGAAUAUCCUCGGGAAGUUUGAUACAAUAUCCAAAAUCACAGAGCGAACAAUUCAAUAAAAAAGGUAUAUACGUAUUACCUUCCGGGACAGCAAGCGACGAUGAAAUCUAUGAAGGAGACAAAACAAGAUCUGGCAUGAUAAUUGUGAGUCUGCCACAAUCUUGCAAACUUUUGCCCUUGGUACACUCGCAUCAUGUUGUUUGGAAACAGGAAUCGAAUGAGUUAUUGUACUCCUAUGACACAAAGAGUUGCCUGUUAGCCACUCUCGUCGUAAGGAAGGGUGAUAACCAAGUUCAUGUCAUGCUUGGGUUCCGUGACCAUUUACCUUGGUGUUCAAUUAUUAUUAGGAAGGAUUUGGGGAUUUCUGAAAGCCGAGAUGAAAAACUGCUUCGAAUAUUCCAGGAGAUGUUUGACAAAACGUUAUGGCUCUCAAGACAAUCAGACAGAGCAUCAACAACUCUAGAAAACAGCCUCACCAAAUCGCAGUAUCCCAAACAUGUAACUAGAGGAAGCCGAUCGGAUCUAUCAACAGUCACGGCAACAUUCAGAGUUUCCGUUCCAACUACGACAAAUCCUAAUGUGUUCAACCUUCUGUUGACUUGGACUCAUCAACACCCGGAGCACCGCCUAGUUUCAGCACCCAAUGACUACAUAAAAAGAGGCCCAACACUUUUCCUUUCAGGCUCUAUCGACAAAUCAAAAACAACGUGGCAGAGUGCACUCUCAGAAUCACUAUCUCAUCUGCCCAUUACAAUCCUCAACCCCCAUCGACCAGACUGGGACUCAUCUUGGCGUGAAACACUCUCAUUCUCGCCUUUCACGGAGCAGACCAAUUGGGAAUUAGAUGCGAUGGAAAAGGCAGACGUAAUAGCUUUCUGGUUUGGCGCGAAUUCACAGGCUCCGGUUACUCUGAUGGAACUGGGGUUAUUUGCUGGCAGUGGUAAAUGUGUUGUUGCGUGUCCAGAGGGGUAUUGGAAGAGGGGUAAUGUGCAAGUUGUUUGUGGGAGGGCUGGAAUUCCGGUUUUGAGUUCGGUAGAGGAUUUGCAGGAUGCUAUUAUUAGGAUGUUAAGGGAUUUGGGUAAGCUUGGUUGA
Hymenoscyphus albidus is the source of this 1107-nucleotide messenger RNA. NCBI's taxonomy places the organism in Eukaryota, Fungi, Ascomycota, Leotiomycetes, Helotiales, Helotiaceae. The record is from the annotation of a GenBank genome assembly.